Aspergillus chevalieri is the source of this 1491-nucleotide messenger RNA. Its product is annotated as putative MFS sugar transporter. Gene Ontology annotation, biological process: carbohydrate transport; transmembrane transport. NCBI's taxonomy places the organism in Eukaryota, Fungi, Ascomycota, Eurotiomycetes, Eurotiales, Aspergillaceae. The record is from RefSeq and is a predicted model, not a curated record. Gene Ontology annotation, cellular component: membrane. Gene Ontology annotation, molecular function: carbohydrate:proton symporter activity. Bases 1 to 1491 code for a protein of 496 amino acids. The transcript has 3 exons.
AUGGGCCGCAAACUGGGCGUUUUCCGCGCCGUAUACCUGGUUUCCGCCAGUUGUAUGGGCUCGUUUGCCUUCGCUUUUGACACUGGUGUUAUCAGCGGAGUCCUCACCCUCAAAUCCUUCCAAAAUGACUUCCGCUACACCUCCACCCAACAAACAACCGUAAACUCCAACGCCGUCUCCAUUUUACAGGCUGGCGCCUUCUUCGGCUGCUUCUUCACCAUGCCCAUUGCCGCGUACCUCGGCCGCCGCGGCGGCCUAAUCCUCAGCUCAAUCGUCUUCUCAAUCGGCACAAUCCUGCAACUCAUCAACGCGCACACACUUGGGACGUUCUACGCCGGUCGCGUGAUUGCGGGAUUAGGGAUUGGUGCUGCGACGGUGCUGGUGCCCAUGUACGCGGCGGAGAUGUCGCCGAAGGAGCUAAGAGGACGGCUGGGGAGUUGUUUUCAGUUAUUCUUUGCGCUGGGCGUCAUGGUUGCUUAUUGGGUGACUUUUGCGGUGAGUAAGGAUUAUGUGGAGUCGACAAAGCAGUGGCAGAUUGCGCUGGGGUUGCAGUUGUUGCCUUCGACGCUGUUGUUGGCAGGGAUGUGUACUGUGGCUGAGAGUGCGCGAUGGUUGGCGGCGAAGGGGCGGACGGAAAGGGCGUGGGAAUCGCUGAAAUGGGUUCGUGGUGGUGAAGAAAAUGAUGCGCUCCGUGAGGAAUUCGAUGAGAUCCUCGCUGGGAUCCAGGAAGAAGCGCGCAUCCGCGAUGGGUUCUCCUGGAAGGAACUCUUCGUCCUCCCCGGGAACAGAUACCGUCUCUUCAUCGCAGUGACCAUCCAGCUCUGCGCACAGCUCACGGGAAACACCUCCCUAGCGUACUACGCGAACCAGAUCUUCGAAGCUGUAGGCGCCGGUAGCUCCGCAAAACUAGUAACCGGCUUCUUCGGCGUCGUCAAGGUCGUCGGCGUCUUCGUCUUCCAGGUCUUCGUCAUGGACCGCAUCGGCCGUCGCGUGCCCUUCAUGGUUGGCGCAUUCGCAAUGGGCUCUUUCAUGCUCAUCAUCGCCUGUGUGCUCGCCACACAUCCAACUAGCACUGACAACUCAGGCGCAACGAAGGCCGGCAUCGCAAUGAUCAUCAUGACCUAUGCGGAAGCGUUCAGUUUCAACAUGUCCUGGGGUCCGUUACCCUGGUUGUAUGUGGGUGAGAUCUUCUCGAGUCGCACGCGUGAGGUCGGUGUUGCUGUGGGUGGUGCGUCGCAGUGGUUGUUUAAUUUCAUGAUGAGCCAGGUGACGCCGCAUGCGAUUGAGAAUAUCGGGUGGAGGAUGUUUUUGAUGUUUGCGAUUUUUAAUUAUGCGAUUAUCGGGUAUUCGUGGUUGUUUUUGAAGGAGACCUCAAAUCACUCGCUGGAAGAAAUGCAGCAUGUCUUUGGGGAUGCGCCGAGGAACAAGACGGAUGAGGAAAAUGAAACAAUGGAUGAGAUCGCCAAUGGGCCGAAGACUAGUCCUCGCUAG